GAGGGGGAGAGGAAAAGCCAUUUAUUUAUUCCUGAAAAGAAAGGAAGGUAGGAAAUUAAAAAGCUACUAUACAGCUAGAUAUACGUGUUUUAAAGAGAAGGAUGUUUUGGAAGACUUUGCUGCUGCUGCUGUUCUAUUACAGUGCUCAUGCCACUGUGACCCACAGAUGGAGCAGAGCUAUGCUUUUCCCAUCUGCUCAGCGAUUGAAGAGAUCCUCAGCUGCCUUCCUUAACCCAGUGCUACAAAACUCGCUGGAAGAUGUGGUCCUGCUUUAUGAGUUUCUUUUAGCUGAGCUUGACAUUGACAAAAGUCAGCGGAUCUCCAUCAAAGACGAGGAGCUAGCUUCACUGAGGAAGGCUGCUGAGUUUGACACCAUCUGCAAUGAGAUUAUUCCCAAGAGCAUCACAGAGAUCCGCAGGCUGAGUAGCAGGCUGUCUUCCUAUCCACGAGUCCUCAAGAAAGAAGACUUUGAAAGGACAGUGCUGACCAUGGUCUACACCGCCUACAGGGCUGCUCAGUCCCAGGGGCAUCAGAAAGACACUUGGGCUGAAUCCUUCGUCAAUCUUUACAAAGCCCUGAAGCAUGACUUGAUGUUCCCAUAUAACAAAGAGCCAUCAUAGUAGGAGACGACGCAAUGCCAAAUCAGUCAACUUUUCUGCUUGAUAAAG
Messenger RNA from Tauraco erythrolophus (red-crested turaco), 668 nucleotides. It is a transcript of the gene FAM180A, whose product is annotated as family with sequence similarity 180 member A. The record is from RefSeq and is a predicted model, not a curated record. NCBI's taxonomy places the organism in Eukaryota, Metazoa, Chordata, Aves, Musophagiformes, Musophagidae.